AUGGCUAAUCUGCUGAUUAUAGACAGCCGUUCUUUUGUGGAGUACAAUGAUGCACACAUUACAGGUGCUGUCAAUGUCUGUUGUGCCAAAAUGUUCAAGAGAAGGCUGCAGCAGGAUAAAAUUUCAGUUAAGGAGUACCUACAGAAGGUGUGUCAGAUAGAUGUGGAUGAGUCAUGGGAGAUCAUCGUGUAUGACCAGAGUUCGACAGAUUCCACGAUUCUUGCUCCUGACUCCUUCCUACAUGUGCUGAUCACUAAGCUGGCCAGAGUCUUCCAGCUUGUAGGACUUCUGCGAGGUGGCUAUUUAGAGUUCCAAGGCAAAUACCCAGAACUUUGUGACGAGAGUAUGGGGAAGUACUACUCAGGGUUAUUGGGCUCUUUGUCCCAGCCUUGCCUCCCUGUGACAAAUGUUGGUCCCACACGUAUCUUGCCCUUCCUGUACCUGGGAUCUCAACAGGAUGCCAUGAAUAAGGAGCUUCUCAUGAGUUACAACAUCAAUUACAUUGUGAAUGUGAGCACAUCUGGUGACCAGCCUGACUUCAUCCAGGACAGCCACUUCCUUCGUAUUCCUGUGAAUGACAACUACAAUGAUCGACUGGCACCACAUUUAAACAGAGCUUUUGAAUUCCUUGAUAAAGUGGAAGAGGCAAGUGGGAACGUCUUAGUGCACUGUCUGAUGGGCAUCUCUCGCUCACCUUCUGUUGCCAUUGCAUACAUCAUGAUGAAGCAGGGCCUCAGUUGGGAAGAAGCUUAUAGGAUUGUCAAAUCCAAGAGGGCUACCAUUUCCCCCAAUUUCAACUUCCUUGGUCAGCUGAUGGAAUUUGAGCGUCACCUCCAGCGUGAGAACAAGCUGAAGCGUCCAUCUAACCCCAUCCCAUCCACUCCGAGCUGUGGUGUACCACGUUCCUUGUCCCUCUCGUUCGCUCCCUCGACAGCUGUGCCUGCAACACCCUCGGUUGGCGACAUGUCCCCGACAACGGCUCUGGCAAAGCUCAGCUUUGAUCAGUUCUUGGACAAUGGGAAGAACAGCUUCACAUCGACCACUUCACCUUCGCUGCGGAAAGGCGAGAAGCGGACGUUGGACAGUCGGGCGUGCUCGAGUAUGACCAUGCAUCACUCGUCCAUCACGGUGACUCGGAACUCGAUGGACUCGAGCCAGGGUCGCAACAUCAGCGUCGAGAUCUCCUUCAACAAGAAAUUUCAACAGGAGAAUGAGGAGAUGGUCGAUGCUGCUGCAACUUCGCCAUCCUCGAUGCCUCCAGAAGAGAAGUCUCGUCGUGUGGAAGUUCACAUAGACAGAGUUCCUGCCUCCAAUUUGAAGGAAAGGAGCUUUUCUCCACGACAGAGCAAGUCUGACUCUCGCAUCAGUGUCACCGGUUACCCUUUGGGACGUAGUGGAGUGCACAUCCACGUGGGUCCCAGUCGAACCUCUUCCACGGGUUGCUUUGGCAGACGGUUACAGCCCGAAGAGCCUCUACUGGAAGACGACGGAGACGAGGGCUUCGUGAGGCAUCUCUCCAACUCCACGUGGUUUGUCCCCACUCCAGACUCCAUGGGUUAUCCGUGUGCACGCUCAGACUCUGUGAGCACGAGCGGUCUGGGCUCAGAGGCUGGCUCUGAUUUUGAGAGCAUAUGUGAUAGCGCUGGAAGUGGAGCUGCUUCCGUGGUGAUGGAUCCAGACGAUGGGGUGUUCCCCGAUUGGACAAGUCUUGGUCCUUCUCCAUCCACAUCUAGCAGUAGCAUUAGCAAGGCUCCCAUUCGGCCUUCUUCACUUCUCUCUUCCUUUUCUUUGGCCGCAUCUGGUAAGAAGAGUGUGGAGCACAGGAUCCCAAUUACAAUGGAAGGUGAAGAGGACAUGAAAGAGAGAGAGAAAGAAAGUCAAGAAGAAGAGGAGUCAUUUAGCCUGAGAAAUCAUCCCCUGUUAUACGGACAGCAUAGGCGGAUUCAAAGCAAGGAUUCUGCAUAUUUCAGUCUCCAGGAUGUUGAGGAAGCUCAAGAACGGAUUCACUCCAAGGAUCUUUUCCCUUCUGUUUCUGACUGUGAUGAAAGACAGGAUUCAGGGAUAGGACUGUUGUCCCCAUGGAGUUCCGCUGACGGAAAGCUGCCUUCAUCAGAAGAUGCUGGUGUCAUACCAGGAAUGGAUGUGUUCCAGAAUAUGGAUACCCUUAGACCACAAGGAAAAAAAGCAUUUGAUUUCCAACGGGACUUGGACAUCCUGGAGAAAAAGGCCAAGGAAGAGUUUGCCGAAAUCCGCCAGGACCUCACUCGACUCAUGGGGAAGCAGAAGAUGGAAACCAGUACUUGGAAGAGAAACAGUCCCACCGAACCACCUUCGCCCUCUGGCCUUCACCUGAUCUUGCCGGCGGCUGCAGUUGUGCCAGUGGACCCAUCCAAGUGCGAUGCAACUGUUCGUGGUUCUCUCUACCGAGUCCAGAGCUGUCCGGGGAUGGUGUCCAACUCCCCAGAACCCCCUCUGACCCGGAAGUCGUUGAUCUCAUCUCCCGAAACUCAGGCGGCGGCAUGGCGACCCAGCGGUGCCGUCGCUCCUCUGUCCCGCCUCGACAAGUUCAAGAACCGCUACUCCUGCGGGAGCCUGGACAACGAGAUCGUGUCGGUGCUGGGCGAGUCUUGUCCGGACAUCGUCCAGUGGCGGGGUUGCCAGCAGGUCGCUUCUGAGUCCCCACACAGUAGCAACUCCUCGCUCUCCAACAAGUCUCAUCGUCCACCAUCCAUCAUAGAGGUGUCAUGAAUCCCACUCUCAUGGCGUUUGUUUCCCCCUGCACAUGUGACUACCCUCAUCUGCACAUAUCUGACUUCGUGCUCCCCAUCCUUUGAUGUUUUCUUUCUUAAAGAAAGUACAAAAUGAGAGCAUAAGCGUACGAUGAAAAAAAAGCAAGUAGGUCCGUGACGUGAUACUGUACCUCAUCUGUAUCCUGACUAGCAAAAUAACUAAUGUUUGCAACUAUCUAAUUUUGAAAUAUCCUUAAAACCUUUUUCAUUUUUAGAGUUCCUGCUGCUUCCCAUAGUCUGACAUCAGCGACUCGGCAUGAAUUUAAUUUUUUUUGCACAUGCUUUGUAGUCUCAAUUUGUAGCUUUCCAGUGGUAUGGAGAGUCUAUGCUUAUCAUUUUUCAAACCUUCUAGACUUGUGAUUCCCCUUCUUUUGAACUUAAAGGAAAGGUAUGAAAGUAAGAAAUUUCAUUGUGACUGGGUACAUUGUUACGCUCUGGAGAAAAAGAUGUUGUUACUCUGUUUAUCUUGUGUACAGUCCAGGUUAAUGUUUCAGAUUAUGGCGACAGUAUUGAUGAUGGAACUGAAUAAAAUGAACGUUAUAAAUGAUAAUAGGA
Messenger RNA from Darwinula stevensoni, 3344 nucleotides. Lineage: Eukaryota; Metazoa; Arthropoda; Ostracoda; Podocopida; Darwinulidae. The record is from the annotation of a GenBank genome assembly.